Drosophila innubila is the source of this 1745-nucleotide messenger RNA. Its product is annotated as 4-coumarate--CoA ligase 2-like. The transcript has 3 exons. Gene Ontology annotation, molecular function: long-chain fatty acid-CoA ligase activity. Bases 36 to 1652 code for a protein of 538 amino acids. NCBI's taxonomy places the organism in Eukaryota, Metazoa, Arthropoda, Insecta, Diptera, Drosophilidae. The record is from RefSeq and is a predicted model, not a curated record. Gene Ontology annotation, biological process: fatty-acyl-CoA biosynthetic process; long-chain fatty acid metabolic process.
CAUUUGCUAAAAGGUAUUCAACAUAGAAUAUUAGAAUGAAGUACACUCCGGAGAUCAACUACAAUGCCGACCAUAAAAUAUGGAGUGGUAAGGAUGCUCCUGCAUAUUUCUCAACAGAUCUGUCAAUAGGCGAAAUCACGUUCCACGAAAUGCAACGUCAUCCAAAGUUAACAGCGCAGAUUUCUGAUACCGAAAACACCGUCCUGACUCGUGAGGAACUUUUCUUGAAUUCCAAACGCGUGGCCAGCUACUUGAGGAACUUGAAACUACAGCAGUCGGAUAUAGUUGGGAUUAUCGCUAGAAACACCACACACAUAUUUGCUGUCGCCUAUGGUUGCUUCUUCAACGGAAUGGCCUUUCAUUCCCUCAACAUAAAUUACGAACAGGAAACGAUUGAAAAACUCUUUGACACCACGAAACCCAAGAUUAUCUUUUGCGAUGGCGAUGAAUAUGAGAAAGUGAAAGCUGCAACACACAAGUUGAAUGUGAAGAUUGUGACCAUGCGGAAUCACAAGGAGGGUUCCAUUAGUAUUGAAGAGGUCCUUACCACCCCCGUUGAAGAGUACUUCCAACCGGCACGGCUGGAACAAGGAAAUAAUCAAACUUUGGCCAUACUUUGCUCUUCAGGCACGACAGGAACUCCCAAGGCAGUGACUAUUCCCAAUAGUCCCAUAUUGGCAAAUUUUUGUCCCUUCGUGUCUAUCUCUGAUGUGUUUUAUACACAUAGUACUUUGGAUUGGAUGACAGGUCUUUUGACAACCAUUUUAUCUGGAAUUCGUAGUGCUCUACGCAUAAUAUCGGAUAAAAAUUUUGAGCCUAAGGAUAUAUUGCUACUUGUAAAAAAAUACAAGGUGACUUUAAUGGUUCAAGUUCCUACCCAUAUGGCACAGAUGGCGAAUUGUCCUGAAUUUGAAGGGGAUUGUCUGGACAGCUUGCUUUAUUUUUUUUAUGGAGGUGCUGCCUGUUCCAUCGAAAUUCAACAGAGCAUUCGCCGUCGACUUUCCCCGAAAUGUGGCUUCUAUUCCACAUAUAGUUUAACCGAGAUAGGUGGGUUAGGAUUCUUAAAUUUGUACUUCGAUCAGAAGCCUAAUUCAGUGGGACGCCCAACGGACGGUAGCAAAUUGAAAAUACAAAAUGAGCGGGAAGAAUCUGUAGGUCCCAAUGAGGUUGGUGAGGUGUGUUUGUACACCGGGAGAUAUUGGGCCGGGUACUACGGAAACCCUGAAGAAACUCGCAAAAUGCGCGACAAUAAUUUGUGGUAUCACACAGGAGAUUUGGGCUACGUUGAUGAGGAUGGAUUUCUCUUCAUUGUGAAUCGCAAAAAGGAUAUGCUUAAGUAUGAGAACAUCAUGUAUUAUCCUCAAGACAUAGAAAAGGUAAUCACCCAAAUGCCCGAGAUCUCUGAAGUUUGUGUUUUUGGUAUUUUGAAUCCUCUCCAUGGAGACGAAGCAGCUGCUGCUGUUGUCAAGAAACUGGGAGCCCAAUUAGAGCCUCAGGAUGUCAUUGACUUUGUGGCAAAGCACUUGAAGGCCAAGUACUUGCAAUUGAAUGGAGGAGUUUUUAUAGUGGAUGAUCUGAAGCGUAGUGCGAAUGCCAAAACGAAUCGCCGUGCAACAAAGGAUUACUGCUUAAACAUGGCUAAAAAGAACUAGUCUUAUAAAGAAAUCCGUGCUAAUAUAAAUGUUAUUUAUGUAUUAUAUUUUGAUACAAUAAAAUCCAAUAAAUUUCGUCUACACGGGGUUAAA